Molecule: messenger RNA, 1586 nt
Organism: Patella vulgata (common limpet)
Lineage: Eukaryota; Metazoa; Mollusca; Gastropoda; Patellidae
Product: protein-glucosylgalactosylhydroxylysine glucosidase
Exons: 8
Coding region: 111-1586 (491 amino acids)
Biological process (GO): carbohydrate metabolic process
Molecular function (GO): catalytic activity
Source: RefSeq, a predicted model, not a curated record
UUGGUAGAACAACUGAUCCGGAAUAUCCGUCUGUUGUUGGUGAUAUACCUGUGGGUAUUAUAUAUGAUGAAAUACCUGAGACUAUAACGAUACCUAAUGGUAUAUCGGCCAUGACAGUUUACUUCUUUACUGGUAUUAGUCUACACAGUAGUGAAUCUAUCACUUAUUAUAAUAAAGGUAUGGAUUUGAUGGUCAACCGAACUCUUCUUUCAACUCAUGUGGAUGCUUGGUUGGACGUCUGGAAUAAAGGUCGCAUUGACGUGGAAGGCAAUGAUGAACUGGCUAGAACCAACUAUGCCACGUUGUAUUACUUACUCAGUUCUCUCCCUUUACAAAGUGAUCAACAUAACUGGCCAUUUUGGGGACUGGCACCGUGUGGUUUAGCUCAUGGUGGCACAGGGGAUUAUCGUGGCCGCAAAUUCUGGGACCAAGAAACCUGGAUGUUCCCAUCGAUUCUUCUACUUCAUGUUGAUAUUAGUAAACUGAUCAUAGAUUCUAGAGUGAGGAAGCUGGUUUCAGCGCAGGCUAAUGCUGGUUUCCGUGGUUACAAAGGAGCCAUGUAUCCAUGGGAAACGGCGUUCACAGGUCUAGAAGUUGACUGCCCUGGUUCUAUGGGAUUCUCGGAACUCCAUCUUUCCUCUGACAUAUCGUUUGCCAUACGACAGUUUUUCUACCUGACCAAUGAUACGGAUUUUAUUUUACAUGAAAAGGCUGGUGAGGCGAUGCUAGAAAUAGCUAAAUUCUGGGAGUCGUACGUCUACCUCAAUCCGACAACCAACAUGUACGGAUUUAACAAUGUAACUGGACCUGAUGAAUAUAACGUUGGGGUGAACAAUUCAGUUUAUACAAAUAUUCUAGCAGCAAUGAGUUUACAAUCAGCUCAGAUGGCUGGUAAAAUGAUGGGACAGGAGACACCUAAAAUCUGGCAGGAUAUCCAAGACAGGCUAUAUAUACCUUAUGAUCAGGAUACAGCGUAUCAUCCCGAAUUUGAUGGCUAUAAAAUCGGAAGUUCUAUUAAACAAGCUGACGUCAUACUGAUUGGGUUUCCCUUCAUGUAUAAGUAUGAAUCAGAUGAGACCAGAAGAAAUGAUCUCAAUAUUUAUGAAAAGGUUGUAGGAAAUGGUCCGGCUAUGACGUGGGGAAUGUAUGCCGUUAAUUGGCUGGAACUUGGCGGGAAUAAAAACCAUGCUGACGAACUCUUUCUGCGGGGAACUAAAAAUGUCCAAAAACCAUUCUACACUUGGACUGAGAAUGCCGAUGGAAGCGGUGCUGUUAACUUCCACACGGGAAUGGGUGGAUAUCUUCAGUCUGUUAUUUAUGGUUAUGGAGGCUUCAGAAUUAACGAAAAUAACCUGACUUUUAAUCCCCAGAUGUUGCCAGACACUUCACGAUGGAAUAUAACUGGUCUGGAUUAUCGUGGAAAUUCUUUAGAUUUUUCCUUCCAAGUGAAUGAAAUGUUCGUGACGCUUACAAAUCGUGUAUCAACAAUGGUUAAAAUUUAUCUGUUUAAAGAUAAAACAACUAAAAGUUUAUCAUCGACGACACAAACUUUUUUGGUACAAAAAGCUGAAAUUACUGUAGAAUAA